Colletotrichum chrysophilum is the source of this 2037-nucleotide messenger RNA. RefSeq lists its product as uncharacterized. NCBI's taxonomy places the organism in Eukaryota, Fungi, Ascomycota, Sordariomycetes, Glomerellales, Glomerellaceae. The transcript has 3 exons. Bases 1 to 2037 code for a protein of 678 amino acids. Gene Ontology annotation, biological process: transcription initiation at RNA polymerase III promoter. Gene Ontology annotation, cellular component: transcription factor TFIIIC complex. The record is from RefSeq and is a predicted model, not a curated record.
AUGGACACCGAAGACGAACACAUGAAUGACGGCACAGAGAAUGACAAGCUUGCAGAGGAUGUCCAGGAAGAUGUGAGUGAGCCGCAAGAGGAAUCUUCAACCGCUCAGAAUCGACAUGACAGCAACUCAGCGCCCCGGUUCCCCAUCCCCAAACGGGCCAUGGGUGCCGUGGAGAUUCCCAUGAUCGUCAUGAAUCUGGACAGAGCAGAGAAGGCCUUUGGAAGCAUUUCGUCGUUCCAGAAUAUCCUCGACACUGAACGGAAUACAAUCCCCUUCUAUCUCAACCCCGAGAGCCCAUUCCGCAGGCCAAUCAUGUCACACAGUGCUACAAGUCACAAUGUCGUGCUGAAGGUGACCGUGCCGAAGCGGACUGGCAGGAAACGCAAGAGGGGUACGGACGGGCCGUGGGAAGGUGAGGUCGAAAUGACCGAUGCGUCCCGGUCCAGAUCACCACGCGAGCAGAUCUGCUCCAGGUCGCGGCUAGACAAUCCGAAGGUCCUGCGGCGGAAAAUGCAAGACAAUGUCGACAAUUACGACGUGGAGGCCGUCGGCGUCAUCAAGCACACUCACCGGUUCCGCGGUAUGGCAGAUUUCCACUGGAGCCUGAAAGAGUCUCCUUUCAUUUCGAGAUUCAUGGAUCAGGUUAUGCCUGGUGACAUCACUCAAAUGAGGAACUUCCAGUUCGUCGACGGCGUCGACAAAGGACCAAACGUGGAUAUCAUCCCUCCACCAGUGUGGACGCCAAUGACGCUCCCAUUCAUCUACAACUACUCACAGAAUCCCUACGUGCGAUCUGAGCUCGACCACGCCGGACAGACCAAGCUCAUUAAUACCCAACUACCAACUCUUAUUGGCUACUUCUUGAAGGCAGAUCAGUACCCGAUCCCAACAGGCCCGCAAAUGCCAUAUGACGGAACCGACGAGGAGGUGACCACCUGCAUAGCCAAGAUGGAAGAAGCCAUGGAGGAACGACCUAUUUGGACACGCCGCUCCCUCCUCAAUAAACUCGGCUCCAUCGUUCGAAAUGCCAACGUCAUGAAGCGGUGCGUCGGCUACGUCGGGUAUCAGUUCCGCGGCGGACCCUGGCGCGACGCCAUCAUCAAGUACGGCAUCGACCCGCGCACCGACCCGGCCUACAAAACCUACCAGACGAUGAUCUUCAAUAUGCGCAAGCUGCAGGCUGGCCACAUUGGCGAGACGUGGCACGCCAUCCGCAGCCUGCGUACGGAGCAGCGCCAGCCCCAGGGCGACAACCACGAAAGCCACAUCUUUGACGGGAAGUCCUACUGGACCGACGGCAAGGUCUGGCAGAUUUGCGACAUCACGGAUCCGCUAAUCGCCAAGAUGUUCGCCACGGCACCGCAGCGGUCAGAGGUCGACAUCUACAACAGCGGCUGGUACCACCAGGGCACUUGGGCAAAGGUCAAGGGGAUCAUGAAGACCAAGAUGAUCGCCAUCCAGUUUGGCCGCAAGCUCAAGGACGAGGACUUCGCCGGCAUCUUUGACGUCCGUGAUACGACUCCGCCGCCCGGGUCGUCGAGCGUGCACAUCCCCCUGCCGGACCUAGAGCUCACCGAUGCCGAGAAGCGGGUGCUCUACGGCAGACGAUUCAAGGAGCCCAAGAAGAAGAGGAAAGGAACUGCCUAUCGCGUCACGAAGGCCAACGGACCUCGGAGUGUUGCAGCUGCGGCUGCCAUGGGUGCAGGAGAGGAGACCCCCGACGCGGAGCAGGGUGUUCAGGACGAACUCAUGUCGCUUGCGGGAGACGACAGUCUUGAGGAUGAAGAUGACGAGGACGACGGCUUCGGUCAAGAAGACGAAGGGUUUGCGCCUGUUCCUGGCAUGGAAGGCGAAGCAGAGGAGGGUUAUGCGGAAGAAGAGUACGACGAUGCAGAGACGUAUGAAUACGGUGAGGAAGGCGAAGGAUACGAGACAUACUAUGAUGAAGGAGAUGAACUGCCUGAGCAGACAGAGCCUCCGCGUUACCACGUUGACGAGACUCAAGCUGAGGGGGCUUACCCCUCUGCGCCGUUAUGA